CGGGAAUAGACCAUAGCAGCACAAUCCUUAUCACUUGUCAAUCAUAAAACCUGGCAUAAGUCAAAUCCGUUUCGAGCUCUCUUGUCCUCAGCUUCCUCUCCAUUCAUUCUUCUUCAAUGGCAACCCUUUACCUUUCAGCUUCCCAGUUAUCAUACAUUCAAUGGGAACCCUUAACCUAUCAACUUCCCACUCGCCCGGCUCACAUACACACCCUAAUUCGAAGAAGAAGAAACAGUUACAUCAAAUCAAAGCCCUAAAAUUGGUCACAGUAAUGCAGCAAAACGCAUCAACAUCGACUUCAUCGCUGCGUGACUUGGGUCCGAGUGGUGUUGAUCUAAGCAGCGCCCUUUUCAAACCGAUCCGCAACUCCGUUCCUCCUCUCGCUUCAAACCGAUGUACAAAGAUCUCCGUCGUCGGAGUCGGCAACGUCGGGAUGGCCAUAGCUCAAACCAUCCUCACUCAAGAUCUCGCCGACGAGAUCGCACUCGUCGACUCCAAGCCUGAUAAGCUUCGUGGAGAGAUGCUCGAUCUACAGCACGCCGCUGCUUUCCUCCCUCGAACCAAGAUCACCGCUUCUGUCGACUACGACGUCACCGCUGGAUCUGAUCUGUGUAUCGUCACUGCUGGUGCUAGACAGAACCCAGGGGAGUCUAGACUCAAUCUGCUUCAGAGGAACGUUGCUCUCUUCCGCCAUAUCAUUCCUCCACUCGCUAAAGCUUCUCCUGAUUCUAUAUUGAUCAUUGUUUCUAAUCCUGUCGAUGUUUUGACUUACGUUGCUUGGAAGCUCUCUGGUUUCCCGGUGAAUCGUGUGCUUGGAUCUGGUACUAAUCUUGAUUCUUCUCGGUUCAGAUUCUUAAUCGCAGAUCAUCUCGACGUUAAUGCUCAGGAUGUACAGGCAUUUAUUGUGGGAGAGCAUGGAGACAGCUCGGUGGCAUUGUGGUCGAGCAUAAGUGUUGGAGGCAUCCCUGUCUUAAGUUUUCUAGAGAAGCAACAGAUUGCUUACGAGAAACAAACCCUUGAGGACAUUCAUCAAAGCGUAGUUGGUAGCGCCUAUGAAGUCAUUGGACUUAAGGGUUACACUUCUUGGGCCAUUGGUUACUCUGUUGCUAAUCUGGCUCGUACUAUUCUCCGUGACCAGCGAAAGAUCCACCCUGUCACGGUUCUUGCUCGUGGCUUUUAUGGUGUCGAUGGGGGUGAUGUCUUCCUCAGUCUCCCGGCUUUGCUUGGACGCAAUGGUGUGGUCGCUGUGACCAAUGUGCAUAUGACUGAUGAAGAGUCUGAGAAGCUGCAGAAGUCGGCUAAGACUAUAUUGGAGAUGCAGAGCCAGUUGGAACUUUGAAUAAACCACAUCGCUCUGCUUCAAUUUUAUAUCUGUUGUUUUGUUAUGAUCAUCAGUCCCAUGGAUGAUAGUGUUAUUGUUGAUCUUUUCAUGUUAUGUAAAUGCUUCUUUUUCAUGGAGAUUGGAGAAUAAUCCCAACUUGAGUUCUAUUAUGAGUAA
This is a messenger RNA of Camelina sativa (false flax), 1498 nucleotides long. NCBI's taxonomy places the organism in Eukaryota, Viridiplantae, Streptophyta, Magnoliopsida, Brassicales, Brassicaceae. The record is from RefSeq and is a predicted model, not a curated record.